Messenger RNA from Anolis carolinensis (green anole), 1885 nucleotides. RefSeq names its product protein phosphatase 1 regulatory inhibitor subunit 2 (gene ppp1r2). NCBI's taxonomy places the organism in Eukaryota, Metazoa, Chordata, Lepidosauria, Squamata, Anolidae. The record is from RefSeq and is a predicted model, not a curated record. The transcript has 6 exons. The coding region runs from base 169 to 939 and encodes 256 amino acids. Gene Ontology annotation, molecular function: protein phosphatase inhibitor activity. Gene Ontology annotation, biological process: regulation of signal transduction.
CCCACCUUGCGCGUGCGCAGUGGGCCCACCCGACUGAGGCGGAGGCUGAGGCGUCGUCCGGGGCGGCUGCGGCCUGUGAGGCGGGCGGGAAUCGAAGCGACGGGCCUCGAGAAGCAGAGGAGGAGGGCGGGCGGGAGGGCGGCCAGGCGGGCGAGGGGGUGCCCGGCCAUGGAGGCGAAGAGCUCCCCGUCCUCGUCGCUGUCGUCCACGGCGGCCGCGCGGCCCGUGAAGGGCAUCCUGAAGAACCCUUCCAGCAUCUCCGGCCUGAGCCUAGGCCUCGACAUGGGCCUGCCCUCCCCGCCCCGGAGCGGCAGCGCGCACCGCGAGCGCGACAGGGAGGCGCCGAAGGACGGCGAGGCGGCGGAGAAGCGCGCCCGCCCGCUCGAGACCCGGCCCAGCGUCGAAGGGAAGAAGUCUGCCAAGUGGGAUGAGAUGAACAUCCUGGCCACCUACCACCCGGCUGGGAAGGAUUAUGGCCUCAUGAAGAUUGACGAGCCCAGCACCCCCUACCACAGCCUAGUGAUCGAUGAGGAGGGGGAGGCACACAGCGAUGAGGAGCAGGAGACCCCCACCGCCGACCUCCUGGCCCGGAAGUUGGCUGCAGCAGAAGGCAAGGGGCCGAGGGCCUUGGCCCAACAGGAAGAGAGCAGCGAUGAAGGCGAAGACGAGACAGACCUCACCCCGGAGGAACGAGAGAAAAAGAGGCAGUUUGAAAUGAAGAGGAAGAUGCAUUACAAUGAAGGCCAGAACAUCAAACUGGCCCGGCAGCUGAUUGCGAAGGAGCUACGCGGAGGAGGCGCCAACGAGGUGGAAGAUGAGGACGAAGAGGAUGACGAUGAGGACGAAGAGAUGCAGGACACCACUGACUUGGGGGGGAUGAGCCCAGAUCUUGGGGGUUAUUCAAGGAGCCAUGAGGGAGCGGCACCCCUACUCCCAUGAGAAUCCUACCUGUUGGGCUCCAGCCCUGCUUCCCCUUCGCUAGAGACUCCCCUUUGAAUCCUCCAAGAAGCAGCUUCCUCCACUAGGUGAGGACUGGCUGUUGUUCUGGGACCAGUGGGGGGAGGGGGUCUGCAGAGGGGGGUCGCAUAAAGUAUGGCUGCAUUUCUUUAUCUCAUUUGGAAAUCCCUCAAUUUGGCUGCGUUAUUGCCACCUGUCCGUUGCCUCUUUGGAGUUCACAGAAUUGUGUCCUGCUGCUCUGUAUCAGUCUUCAUUUUACCCCCUGCCCUGCCCUGCCUGAGUCAACUUCUGGAGCAAAUUAUCUCCCCGCACCCUGUCUCUCUCCCCUGGGAGAUGGUCUGCCUGCUGUCUGCUGCAGUGGCCCCCAAGACUUGACCUGCCCCCUUUCUAGUGCAGGGCUCCAUGACUGAUUGAGCUGCGAAGGGGGAGGCGUAAUAAUGUUUAUGCAGGGAUUCUUUGAGACCUGAAAAGUAUUUGGGGGGUCCUUCCAGGGUAAGAAAAGGAUGGGGAGGAUUCCAGGCCAGUGAAGAAUUCUGGAGAAUUGAGAAAAACUCAUGCCUUUGUGGUUUUUGUUUGAUGUGGUGCAAGGUACCAUCUGUGGCAAGGGGGGGGGGGGGCUCUCUCUUGUUUAGGGAAUCAGGAUAAAAUUGAGGGAUGGAGGGUGUGAUUUGCAAGGCUGAAGGGCCUGAGUGGGCAGCCUUAUGGUGCUGCAGUUCAAGGGAGCAAAGGAGCUGCUGGGCACCUGGGGCGCUGAUGCAUCCCACUGUGUGUAGGGGACAGCUCUGUUGCAUGUGCACUGCAUAAAAAGGGUAUCCCUUGUCACCACAGUGUUUCUGGAAGCCGCUUUGUCUUUUCAGAAGUAUAGUAAAGGCAGUACCACUGCCUUGAUGUAAUGUGAUGUAGUGUCAUGUACUUUCCUGGGGCUGUA